Aplysia californica (California sea hare) is the source of this 1829-nucleotide messenger RNA. Its product is annotated as 2-succinylbenzoate--CoA ligase. The transcript has 12 exons. NCBI's taxonomy places the organism in Eukaryota, Metazoa, Mollusca, Gastropoda, Aplysiida, Aplysiidae. Gene Ontology annotation, molecular function: CoA-ligase activity. The coding region runs from base 93 to 1829 and encodes 578 amino acids. The record is from RefSeq and is a predicted model, not a curated record.
UGUUCUCCCUCUUUUUGUCUCCAAAAUAGUAAGCAGGUUGAACAAACUCUGCUGAGUUCAUUGCACACUUCUCUAAACGAAGAGUAGCCGACAUGGGAGCGAAUGUGUCUUUGGAAAAGUAUCCAACAGUUCCCGAACGAUUGCGCGUGCUGGCACAGGAAGUUCCAGACAGGGAGCUCUUCAUCUUUCACGGACCGGAAGGACGAAAGUCGCUCACAGCACAGGAAGUCUACACCCUGGGCGGGGUUUUCGCGUCGCGGCUGCGCAGCUACGGCUUCCGGAAGCGUGACGUCAUUGCUAAUAUGCUGCCAAACUGUCCGGAGCGUUUGAUUUCCGACGUGGGGAUUAUCCUGGCCGGCUGUGUCACAAUGAACGGACAGGUGAUCUACAAGGAGGGCAAGGAUUUCUUCCUGAACUGCCGACGGUCUGGGUGUGUGGGCGUGAUCAUGAUCUGUGACGACCACUCGAAACCCUGGGAUCUGCUGAAGGACUAUCUUGUUGACUGGCCCAGCUCCGGUCUCGCCCAAAUGACUUGUGAAUUCGCUCCCAAUCUAUGCAAGGCUGUUUUAGUCUCAAGACAAGAGAAAAGUACCUGCCAGCCCUUUUUACAAGACCUGACGUACAGCGACGAACCUCUGCUGGAAGCAGAAGUGGAAGCGGACGACAUCCUCAUGAUCUUCGCCACUUCUGGAAGUACCGGAAAUUCCAAGCUCAUACCUCGGACACAUGCGCAGACAUUUGCAAUCGAGCUCAUUGUUGACCAGCUGAAACAAAGUCAGAGGAUCUGGCGUGCCCUGGUGAGUGAGCAGUGUGCUUACGCUAUGGUGCACGUGCCGCAGAUAGAGCACAUUGUGAGCUCCUUACACCAGAUGGAUACGCCGCCCUUCAAGUUGAAAUAUCUCGGGCUUGGGGGACAACCUGUUAGAAAGCAUCAGUUCCAGAAAUGCUUCCUGCUUGGCCACUGCGUCACAAUGGCUUAUGCAUGUUCUGAAGCGGGCUACAUGGCCUGUGCUACCAUCUACCCCGGAGAUUCUGUUCCGGAUGACUUCUUCUGCGGGAAACCAUCCUACUUUGGGACAGAGGUCAAAGUGUUGGACCCGCAAGGCAAACCAGUACCCGUGGGUCAGACCGGCAACAUCUAUGUCAAAGGCCCUGGCUUAUUCAGCGGCUACCUCAACAUUGACAAGAAGACAGAGCAGAACGCAGCGGUCUUCACAGCGGAUGGCUUCCUCGACCUCGGGGACCUGGGCCACUACGACCAUGGCGGGAAUCUCUACGUGUCUGGCAGGACCAGUGACGUCAUCAUGCACGGCACGCAUCUGGUGUAUCCGGACUGGAUUGAGACGAAGCUUCUAGAACAUCCACGCGUGGCAACUGCCUUGGUUGUGCCGGUAUCUGACCCAGUUUACUUCCACAAAAUCUGCGCAUACGUUCAGCCAACUCCCGGAAAUGACAUCACAGAGGAAGAACUCCGGAAAUUCAACGAAGGCGGGAAGAUAAAAGCAGAGCUCCCAGUCGUUCCCACUGGUAAACCAGACCGACAAGCUAUUCGCAGUCUGGCUGAGAAAAUGUUUGGAAGGACACAGCCGGGGGAUGAAAUCGACAAGUUUACUCUGAAAUGUGGUGACAGGACUGUGUCGCUGUCGCAAAAGGAGCAAUUUGUAGGCAAGCUUAUGACAAAAGUUAACAAGCUGGAGCAGUUUCUGUUGUUGGCUCCACCGCAGUUAUCAAAGAUCACAGUGUCAGCUUCUCAGCAGUCCAGCGUCUGGUUGGGGGAACCACGUACUCCCAUGUUCUUCAUUGAUUACAAUGAUAAAAAGGGAAUGUAG